AUGAAAUCGGCCAGAUUCUACUUUGGGGACAUCAGCAACGAGACCUCCAACUGGAUCCUGAUCACGGAGGCGGUGAGCUUCCACGAUCCAUCGCCCUUGGACUUUGCCGGCAAGACCAGGGAUGAGCCAAAGAAGCCGCUGGCGGCCUAUCAGAUUGAGGGGCCCUAUGACAAGUGCAUGGACUGGUGCCUGCUCUCGGACCCGGCCGACUACUAUAUGGCCCUGGUGCGGCAGGGCGCGCGCAUGGCCGGGCUCUUCAAGUCCGGCGCCAUGGGCGACCCCGACGUGGUCGCCAAGCACUUCGAGAACAUGCUGGGCGCGCCUGCGGAGGCCUUCGGCAUGCAGCCGGGCUGCUCGGGGCAGCCGCCCAAGAUGUUGAAGUCGAAGAUCGACAUGGGCCUGGAGUUCUUUUCGAACGUGGCGCCUCAGCUUUACCCCGACUUCGUGAAGGAUCCAGCCUGGCAGGCAAAGUUCACUGCGACCUUAAUGAAGCUCAAUGCCUAUGCAGGGGAGUCCCAGUACUGGUUUCAUUCUGACAAUGACUACAUCUCCCUUGCCCACGCAAACAUGAACGUGGACAAUGCCUACUUCUGGCGCAACGAGGAGGGCCAGCUGGAGCUGGGGGUCUUCGACUGGGGCGGCAUGGGCUGCCGCUCCCUCGGCUUCAAGCUCUGGUGGUGGUUGUACUGCGGCGAGUUUGAAAUGCUGAACGCCAACUUCGAGAAGUUUCUGGACGUCUACGUGGACAGCUACGCCGGAGCCGGUGGCCCCAAGCUGGACAAGGAGGUGCUUCGCAUGCAGUUCGUCUUGGCCUCCUUGACGCAAAUGCCGCUCGCGCAAGUUGGCAUCCGGAUACACGUUUGA
Molecule: messenger RNA, 864 nt
Organism: Effrenium voratum
Lineage: Eukaryota; Dinophyceae; Suessiales; Symbiodiniaceae
Source: the annotation of a GenBank genome assembly